AUGGCUGUUCCUCCAGAAGAUGAAACUAAAAACAUCCUAUAUGUCACUGUUAAAAUCAGUGAUUCUACAAACACAAAAAUUGAUUUAACUUCAACUCAUUUAAAUAUUGAUAGUGAUAGUGAUGAAAAUAAACAACAUUAUAAAUUAAAUUUAGAAUUUUUCAAAGAAAUUGAUCCAAAAUCAUCUCAUUAUAAUAUAUCUGGUAAUUCAAUCUUUUUUGUUUUACGUAAAGUUGAAAAACAAGAAGAAUUCUGGCCAAGAUUAACAAAAGAAAAAUUAAAAUAUCAUUAUAUUAAAACUGAUUUUGAUAAAUGGGUUGAUGAAGAUGAACAAGAUGAAAAAGCUGCUGAAGAUGAUGAAUAUGCUGCUCAAGCUGCUGCUGCCCAAGCCGCUGGUGGUGGAUUCCCAGGCGCUGGUGGUGCCGGUGGCCCAGGUGGUCCAGGUGGUUUCGACAUGAGUCAAUUAGCCGCUUUAGCUGGUGGUGAAGGUGGUCCAGGUGGUUUCGAUAUGAGUCAAUUGGCUGCUUUAGCAGGUGGCGAUGGUGCUGCUGGUGCUGGUCCAGGUGGUUUCGACUUUUCAAAAUUGGCUGAAGGUGCCGGUCCAGUUGAUCCUCAAACUACUGAAGCUGAUUUCAGUUCAUCUGAUGAAGAAGAUAAAGUAGAGGAAGUUAAAUAA
Messenger RNA from Hansenula ciferrii, 675 nucleotides. RefSeq names its product Hsp90 cochaperone SBA1 (gene SBA1). Gene Ontology annotation, biological process: protein folding; chaperone-mediated protein complex assembly. Lineage: Eukaryota; Fungi; Ascomycota; Saccharomycetes; Phaffomycetales; Wickerhamomycetaceae. The record is from RefSeq and is a predicted model, not a curated record. Gene Ontology annotation, cellular component: nucleus; cytosol. The transcript has 2 exons. The coding region runs from base 1 to 675 and encodes 224 amino acids. Gene Ontology annotation, molecular function: Hsp90 protein binding; protein-folding chaperone binding.